This is a messenger RNA of Striga asiatica, 804 nucleotides long. The record is from the annotation of a GenBank genome assembly. NCBI's taxonomy places the organism in Eukaryota, Viridiplantae, Streptophyta, Magnoliopsida, Lamiales, Orobanchaceae.
AUGAACGAAGGCUGCUAUCUCCCAUUGAGUCAAACACACACUCAAGGAAUAAACUUAUACGCUCUCAUCUUCUUGAUACAAUUGAGAAACGACUUUGUGAGUCUCCUUAUUCCUAAACACGACGUCGGCCAGCCAGAAGGCUGCUAUCUCCCUCAGCCUCGUGGGCACCAAUCCGUUCUCCCUCACGAUCUCGUCCCACACCUUGUCCUUGUCUUUCAUCACGUCCUCCAGCAAAACCGGCUCUUUCCCCUCCUCGUACCCCACCGCUUCCAAAUCGAACUCCUUGGCCAGCACACCCCACAGAUGCUUCCACUUGAACACGUCCCCGUUGUUCACAUUAAACGCUUGGUUCUUCGCCUCGGGACACGUAGCGGCCCACACAAAGUGCUCGGCCAGCAGCUCCGAGUCGACAGCGUCCCAGAGGCACGUCCACGAGACAUAGGUCCCUGUGUACACGAGCGGCCUCCCCUCGUGCUUGCAGAUGGCCGCGUACACGCACAGCGUGCUCACCGUGUUCAUCAUACUGCACGGGGAGAAGCCGAAGAUGAGCGCCGGCCGGUGGAUGGACCACGUCAGCAUGCUCUUCCUCAGGGCCGUCUCGUACACCAAGUCCUCGAGGUCGUAAUAGAAGUUGUCCUGCUUCAGCCUGGGGAGGUUCUCGUAAUAGGGGCAGUCGUGGGGCUCGUUCGUGCUGUCCAUCUCGGCCAUGUUUCCCCAGUAAUACUUGAUCCCUGUCUGGAGGGCGAGGUGCUUGAGAUUGGGGCAGUUGGGGACGACCGAGUCGAGAAUGUUCCGGAACAUUAA